This is a messenger RNA of Solanum lycopersicum (tomato), 1422 nucleotides long. RefSeq names its product U-box domain-containing protein 4. Lineage: Eukaryota; Viridiplantae; Streptophyta; Magnoliopsida; Solanales; Solanaceae. The record is from RefSeq and is a predicted model, not a curated record. Gene Ontology annotation, molecular function: protein binding.
CGGCCCAAAUCAAACUCCAACAACCAAACGCCGUCGUUUCAGUUAUCACCUCUCAUUUUCCGAUAACACCGGCAAACCUUUGAAAACUCGCCGGAGACGUUAAAUACCUAUUACCGGCGACGAAAAACAGUCGAGGAAUUAAAUUAGCUCAUCAUCUCCGACGACAAUGGAAACAGAAGUUCAAUCUAAUUUCACUUAUAUGGGAAGAACAUUUACCGGUCUCGGAAUUAAUGAAUCUUCGUCUGCUUUCAGCGACUGCAAUAGCGAUAGAUCCGGUGAGUUUCCGACGACUUCUUCUCAAAGCCGGCGGUUAUUAAUUGCGUGUGCGUCGGAUAAUUAUAACUCCGAUGAAUUGAUUCAACAACUUGUUUCCGAUCUCGAAUCGAAUUCUAUCGAUGUGCAAAAACAAGCCGCAAUGGAGAUUAGGCUAUUAGCGAAGAAUAAACCGGAGAAUCGUUUGAAAAUUGCUAGAGCCGGAGCGAUUAAGCCGUUAAUUUCGCUUAUCUCUUCCACUGAUCUUCAGCUUCAAGAGUACGGUGUUACGGCGGUGCUGAAUUUAUCUCUCUGCGAUGAAAACAAGGAGCUUAUCGCAGAAUCAGGAGCGAUUAAACCGUUAGUUCGAGCUUUGAAAAUUGGAAACUCAACUGCGAAAGAGAAUUCCGCUUGUGCUCUGCUUCGAUUAUCGCAAAUUGAAGAGAAUAAAAUCGCGAUCGGAAGGUCCGGUGCGAUACCUCCAUUAGUGAACCUUCUAGAAGCCGGCAAUUUCCGCGGGAAAAAGGACGCAUCAACUGCUCUGUUUUGCCUAUGUACGGUGAAGGAGAACAAAAUUAGAGCGGUACAAGCCGGGGUUAUGAAACCGUUAGUUGAAUUAAUGGCGGAUUUCAGUUCAAAUAUGGUUGAUAAAUCCGCGUUUGUGAUGAGCGUUUUGAUAUCAAUGGUAGAAGCAAGGGCGGCGGUGGUGGAGGAAGGCGGAAUACCGGUGCUGGUGGAGAUCGUGGAGGUCGGGUCACAGCGGCAGAAGGAAAUCGCGGCGGCGAUAUUGUUGCAACUGUGUGAAGAUAGCGUUAGUUACCGUACAAUGGUGGCUCGAGAAGGCGCAAUUCCACCAUUGGUUGCUUUGUCACAGUCUGGUACAAAUCGCGCCAAACAAAAGGCGGAGACACUGAUUGGUUUGUUACGGCAACCAAGAUCCGGUAACGCCGCUGCAACAACACCAGGCAGAGGUUCUGAUGUGUCGUUUUGAUUGUCUGUCAACCACAUGUUUUGUCUCCCUUUUUUGUUUUUUUCUUUAUUUUGUAUUAUAGUUACUCAAAUAUAACCACAAAACAUUGUCAAAAUACAAGGUCAAAAAAAAAUUGUACAUAUCUUUUAAACUUUGUAAAUUUUGGUUGUUUUAUUGGAUGUGAAUUUUGGGUUUUCUUA